Molecule: messenger RNA, 1095 nt
Organism: Vanderwaltozyma polyspora DSM 70294
Lineage: Eukaryota; Fungi; Ascomycota; Saccharomycetes; Saccharomycetales; Saccharomycetaceae
Gene: LEU2
Product: 3-isopropylmalate dehydrogenase
Exons: 1
Coding region: 1-1095 (364 amino acids)
Biological process (GO): L-leucine biosynthetic process
Cellular component (GO): cytosol
Molecular function (GO): 3-isopropylmalate dehydrogenase activity; magnesium ion binding; NAD binding
Source: RefSeq, a predicted model, not a curated record
AUGUCAACUAAGAAAAUUGUUGUUCUUCCAGGAGAUCAUGUUGGUGAGGAAAUUGUUGAUGAAGCUAUAAAGGUAUUAGAGGCCGUUGCAAGUUCUAGUUCAAAAGGUAUUAAAUUUGAGUUCCAAAGACAUUUAAUUGGUGGUGCUUCAAUUGAUGCAACUGGUACUCCAUUACCAGAUGAAGCUUUGGAUGCUGCCAAAAAUUCUGAUGCUGUCUUAUUAGGUGCUGUUGGUGGUCCAAAAUGGGGCACAGGUGAUGUUAGACCAGAACAAGGUUUAUUGAAAAUACGUAAGGAGUUGCAGCUAUAUGCAAAUUUAAGACCUUGUAAUUUUGUAUCAGAUUCGUUGCUAGGUUUAUCUCCUCUAAAGGAAGAAAUUGCCAAAGGUACGGAUUUUACUGUUGUAAGAGAAUUGGUUGGUGGUAUAUAUUUUGGUGACAGAAAGGAAGAUGAUGGUGAUGGAUCUGCUUGGGAUUGUGAGAAAUACACUAUCCCUGAAGUUCAAAGAAUUACAAGAAUGGCAGCAUUUUUGGCCUUACAACAUGAUCCACCUUUACCGAUCUGGUCUUUAGAUAAGGCUAACGUCUUAGCGUCCUCGAGAUUAUGGAGAAAAACAGUAGAAGAAACUAUUAAAAAUGAAUUCCCAAAUUUAAAAGUUCAACACCAACUUAUUGAUUCCGCAGCUAUGAUUUUAGUUAAAAGUCCAAGACAAUUGAAUGGGAUUAUUAUUACGAAUAAUAUGUUUGGUGAUAUUAUUUCUGAUGAAGCUUCUGUCAUCCCAGGUUCUUUGGGUUUAUUGCCAUCUGCUUCGUUGGCAUCACUUCCUGAUACCAACACUGCAUUUGGUUUGUAUGAACCAUGCCAUGGUUCUGCUCCUGAUUUACCAAAGGGCAAAGUUAAUCCAAUUGCAACAAUUUUGUCAGCCGCUAUGAUGUUGAAAUUAUCCUUAAAUUUGGUAGACGAAGGUAUUGCAAUUGAACAAGCGGUGAAGCAGGUUCUGGAUGCAGGCAUCAGAACUGCAGAUCUAAAAGGAUCCAACUCUACAUCUGAGGUUGGAGAUGCAGUCGCAAAAGCAGUAUCGGAAAUUUUGAAAUAA